Molecule: messenger RNA, 1124 nt
Organism: Eruca vesicaria subsp. sativa (arugula)
Lineage: Eukaryota; Viridiplantae; Streptophyta; Magnoliopsida; Brassicales; Brassicaceae
Source: the annotation of a GenBank genome assembly
UCUCACGCCUGUCGACACUUCUUAAAAACAAAUUUUCAAUUUUCUCCAAGGCCCCUCUCUCUCUCUUCUGUCUUCUUCUCAAUCUAUCUCAGUGAUCUACUUGCAAAGAAGUCUCCUUUACAGGCCCAGUUUUUUGAGACAUGGCUGGACAAAACGCGCGUUUGAAUGUGGUCCCCACCGUUACAAUGCUCGGAGUCAUGAAAGCUCGUCUCGUUGGAGCCACAAGAGGCCACGCUCUCCUCAAGAAAAAGAGCGAUGCUUUAACAGUUCAGUUCAGAGCCCUUCUCAAGAAAAUCGUAACAGCCAAAGAAUCCAUGGGAGACAUGAUGAAGACAUCUUCCUUCGCUCUCACCGAAGUCAAGUACGUCGCUGGCGAGAAUGUCAAACACGUCGUCCUCGAGAACGUCAAAGAAGCAACCCUCAAAGUCCGUUCAAGACAAGAGAACAUCGCUGGUGUGAAGCUCCCAAAGUUCGAUCACUUCUCAGAAGGCGAGACCAAGAAUGACUUAACCGGUUUAGCUAGAGGUGGACAGCAAGUCCAAGCUUGCCGUGUGGCUUACGUUAAAGCCAUUGAGGUUUUGGUUGAGCUUGCUUCUCUCCAGACUUCGUUCUUGACGCUUGAUGAAGCGAUCAAGACGACUAACCGGAGGGUGAAUGCUUUGGAGAAUGUGGUGAAACCGAAGAUUGAGAAUACGAUUAGUUACAUCAAGGGAGAGCUUGAUGAGCUUGAGAGGGAAGAUUUCUUUAGGUUGAAGAAGAUUCAAGGGUAUAAGAGGAGGGAAGUGGAGAGACAAGCAGCUAAUGCGAAGGCGUUUGCUGAAGAGAUGGUUCUUGAAGGGAUCUCUAUGCAGAGAGGGAUUUCGAUAAACGCUGCAAGGAAUUUACUUGUUGGUGGUGGAGAGAAGGAUGCAGAUAUUAUUUUCUGAGGUGUGUGUGUGGUGCUCUCUAUUUAUCUUUUGUGAUUACUUUCUUUAUUUCUUGAAAUAAAAAUGGAUUUUGAUGUAGAUGAAAUAUUGUAUCAUCUUUGGAUUGUGCUUUGCUAUAAUUUUCCUAUUAAAGGAUUUGUGCUUGUUACUUAUAUAUAUUGUAAUAAAGAAACGUUAUGAGUUAUUUCAAUAAGUUUG